This is a messenger RNA of Cebus imitator (Panamanian white-faced capuchin), 647 nucleotides long. It is a transcript of the gene DMAC1, whose product is annotated as distal membrane arm assembly complex 1. Bases 76 to 432 code for a protein of 118 amino acids. NCBI's taxonomy places the organism in Eukaryota, Metazoa, Chordata, Mammalia, Primates, Cebidae. The transcript has 2 exons. The record is from RefSeq and is a predicted model, not a curated record.
CCGGCGCUCUGCUUUCCGGCGCAUCCUGUACGACAGUUUAACCAGAGUCCCAAGGUUGAGGCCGAGAUCCACGACAUGGGGUCUGAGACAUCCCAACCUCUUCAGUCCUUCAAGAUCGAUGAGCCUUCUGAUACCGCUGCCGCCCCCGCCAAGCCUGCGCCCGCCAAGCCUGCGCCCCCAGCUACACCCGGAGCGCCGAACUCCCCAGCAGGACCCCGCCUGUUUAAUAACUGCUGGAGCUGUCGCUUGCUUUCUGGGUUGGGGCUGCUGGGGGCGGGCGGAUACGUGUACUUGGUGGCACGGAGGCCCAUGAAGAUGGGAUAUCCCCCGACUCCAGGGAUUAUUACUCAGAUGGUCAUCGGCAUCAGCAUUGCCACCUGGGGUAUCGUUAUCAUGGCAGAUCCCAAAGGGAAGGCCUACCGCGUUGUUUGAAAGUACCACCAGUCAAUUUGUCUUCUCCUGCCCCUGUCCCCUUGACACACAGAGCAGACAUGGAGUUUAUGGACAGACACUUGUACGUGGACAGACCUCAGUACUUUGGAUACUACAGGACUAAAAAGACAAUUAUAAGUUGUCAUUCUCUGGCUAUGAGUGUUUGUGGCUGUCAGAGGUUUCACAGGAACCAAUAAAUCCCUGGGAGAAGUAAA